This is a messenger RNA of Mytilus trossulus (common blue mussel), 1086 nucleotides long. RefSeq names its product pituitary homeobox 1-like. Gene Ontology annotation, molecular function: RNA polymerase II transcription regulatory region sequence-specific DNA binding; DNA-binding transcription factor activity, RNA polymerase II-specific. The transcript is spliced from 3 exons. Gene Ontology annotation, biological process: regulation of transcription by RNA polymerase II. Lineage: Eukaryota; Metazoa; Mollusca; Bivalvia; Mytilida; Mytilidae. The record is from RefSeq and is a predicted model, not a curated record. The coding region runs from base 42 to 1055 and encodes 337 amino acids.
UUCCAGUAAAUUUUCAAAGUGAAGCAAUAGAAGAAACGACAAUGGUACCUUCAAGUAACACUAAUUCCAAACAGCUUACUAUCGAUAUACCCAACGACAGGUUAUAUGGAAACUCUGGGAACCUACUCCCGACCAUACCUUCAACAAAUCAGUACACAGGGAAUCUGAUGAACCAAAACCUGAUACAAGCAAUGGUGCAGACAACAACCGACGAAAGAUCGCAAAACAUUUCUCCAACACAUCAGAUGUACAGUGUUCAAGAAAUAGAAAGACAUACUAGUUCUUGUGAGGAAGACUCUGACAGAUCGUAUGAAAGUGCCCACAAUGAAGUAAACAGCCAAGUGUCACUAGAAAGCAGAAACGAAGUUAAACUUGCAUCAUCGUCCAAUUGCUUAAAUAUUUCUCCUACCAACACUUCAUCUACAAUUAAUCGUGUUGGCCAAUCUAUAAACAUUAAAAAACAGAAGAAGAAUAGAACAACUUACUCACCAAGCCAAGUACAAGUGUUUGAAAGGGCUUUCCAAGAAAAUCCGUACCCAGAUUCUGCUAAAAUUGAAACUUUAGCAAUAGAUUUAAACAUAGAAGAACAGAAUGUCAAAAUUUGGUUUCAGAAUAAAAGAGCCAGAUGUCGUAAACGCGCCCAAGAGAAGCCCCACCAGCAUGCAUUGCCACACAUGUCUCCGAUGAUGCCACCAAUGGGGCCGUAUGGCAUGUUGCCACCUUAUCACCCUAUGUUGAACGGAUCACCGGCUAAUGCUAUGCCACAUCCUUUUUUCUAUUCGGGAUAUCCAUUUGGAAUGAACCCUCACACUACUGCUUCUCCAGCCACAUGUAGUCAACAGUUGCCAGGCAUUCGACUAGAUAAUCGCUUUGGAAGUUCACCAACUUCAUCUCCUUCAUCUCCAAAUUCAUCGAUAUCAUCGCCGAAUUCGUCUGCUGGAGAAAGUCCCGAAACAACAAGACAAAUAUCACACAUGCAUCCCAAUAUGCUACACUUGAAGCAAUACAUGCCGUUGUCUUAUCCAUAUGGAAUGUGCCCGCCAUUUCAUUGCUGAGGAUGUUGAAUUAAACUACUUAAAGCAAAAU